Molecule: messenger RNA, 1128 nt
Organism: Phragmites australis (common reed)
Lineage: Eukaryota; Viridiplantae; Streptophyta; Magnoliopsida; Poales; Poaceae
Product: ylmG homolog protein 2, chloroplastic-like
Exons: 3
Coding region: 113-823 (236 amino acids)
Biological process (GO): chloroplast fission
Cellular component (GO): membrane
Source: RefSeq, a predicted model, not a curated record
AACCCCUCCCCACCCGCCUUCUGUCUCGAACGUUAUCUGCAACAUCUCGUCCGCCAUCCGCCCGCCUCUCCACUUCUACAGACCCUCUCCAGCCCAAGAACUCACCCCACCAAUGGCCUCGUGCCCCAACGCCGACGGCGCCUCAACGCCACCCCUCCUCCUCGCCUUACGCCACCUCCCCUUCCUCGGCGUUCACCGGCCGCGUGCGCUUCCUUCCCCCGACGUCCUAACCCCUCUCGCCCGCCGCCUGGAGGAGGUCGCGUCCGCGGCGGCCGCCCACCCGCUCCUGAAGCCGCUCUUGGCCGUCCACUCCCAUCUCUUCACCUUCUCCCAGAGCAGGAGGCAGCUGGUGACGGCACGGCGGACGACGCUACUGUCCGGGGAGCACUGCUUCGCGGCGGUGCUGGGGGACUCGGUGGCCGCGGUGGUGGUGUCCAACGGCAUCAACAACUUCCUCAGCCUCUACAACACGGUGCUCAUCGUCAGGCUCGUGCUCACUUGGUUCCCCAGCACGCCGCCCGCCAUCGUUGCGCCUCUCAGCACAAUAUGUGACCCGUACCUGAACAUCUUCCGGGGCAUCAUCCCGCCGCUCGGGGGAACGCUGGACCUGUCGCCCAUCCUCGCCUUCCUCGUCCUCAACGCCUUCACCAGCACCGCCGCCGCGCUGCCGGCAGAGCUCCCCGACUUACCAGCUCCACAGCAUCGUCAGAGCGGCGCUUCUUCAUCCAGCUGCCCGGCGCCCCUCGACCUGACGGCCAACCAGAGGAAAUGGAUGCUGAGAAUGCGGUCGCGAAAAUCGCAGGAAGAAGAUGGUGCUCACUAGGCUUGUGCUGUGUCUUUCAGUGCCUUGUUACCGACCGGAGAUUACGGUUUGCUUCAGACGCUUGCAGCAGCUGCACCUCACCUGAGCAUCAAACGCAAUUCGGCAGGGGUGCUGUGUAACCAUCAAACGCAAACUCUGGCAUGCGACAUACAGAAUUUGUUUGGUCGAUCACGUUACUUCAAAUGUUUUUGUGUUGAAAUGUGGUGCGGAACUUGCUUCCUUGAGGGCUGUGCUUUCUGCAUUAUGUAGAGGAACCUGUUGACUCUUUAAUUCAUCUUCAAUAGACACAUACUAUUGCAGUAUCA